Messenger RNA from Lachnellula hyalina, 2616 nucleotides. It is a transcript of the gene kap95, whose product is annotated as Importin subunit beta-1. Bases 1 to 2616 code for a protein of 871 amino acids. NCBI's taxonomy places the organism in Eukaryota, Fungi, Ascomycota, Leotiomycetes, Helotiales, Lachnaceae. Gene Ontology annotation, molecular function: small GTPase binding; nuclear import signal receptor activity. Gene Ontology annotation, biological process: protein import into nucleus. The transcript has 7 exons. The record is from RefSeq and is a predicted model, not a curated record. Gene Ontology annotation, cellular component: nucleus; cytoplasm.
AUGGAUGUCAAUUCGGUGCUCUUAAACACCUUUUCACCAGAUGCUGCGACCCGUCAAGCAGCCGAACAACAACUCACACAAGCCGCCGAGACCAGCUUUGCCGGAUACCUUGUCACUCUUGUUCGCGAGCUCGCCAACGAAGAUGCCCAAGGACCAGUUCGACAGGCCGCCGGUAUUGCGCUGAAGAACGCCUUCACCGCGCGCGAAUAUGGUCGAUUACAUGAGCUGCAGGAGAAAUGGGUCAAGCUCGACGUCGAUACCAAGAAACAGGUCAAAGAUCUUACUCUACAAGCUCUUUCCUCAAGCAAUUCACAAGCUGGUCAAGCAGCAGCGCAAGUCACAGCCUCGAUAGCUGCUAUUGAGCUCCCGCGCGAUCAAUGGCCGGAGUUGAUGGCAAGCUUGGUCCGAAAUGUUGGCGAAGGUGGUGAUCAUUUGAAGCAAGCUUCUUUGACGACUAUUGGAUUUAUCUGCGAGUCGCAAGAUACAGAGUUGAGGGCCAGUCUUGUUCAGCACUCAAAUGCUAUCUUGACUGCGGUUGUACAAGGUGCUCGGAAGGAGGAGACCAAUCCCGAGGUCCGUUUGGCGGCCAUUUACGCUCUUGGAGAUUCUCUGGAGUUCGUGGACAGCAAUUUUAAGAAUGAGGGGGAGCGAAACUACAUCAUGCAGGUUAUCUGUGAGGCCACACAAGCUCCGGAUUCCCGAAUACAGCAGGGUGCUUUUGGUUGUUUGAACAGGAUUAUGUCCUUGUACUACGAUCUGAUGCGCUUCUACAUGGAGAAGGCUCUGUUUGGACUUACUAUUAUGGGCAUGAAGAGCGAGGAGGAAGACGUUGCGAAGCUUGCUGUUGAGUUCUGGAGCACAGUUUGCGAGGAGGAAAUCGCUAUUGAGGAUGAUAAUUCGCAGGUUGAGAGAACUGACCAAAUGCGGCCUAUCUUCCAUUUCUGUGCUGUUGCGACUAAUGAAGUUGUCCCGGUUCUUCUGAUGCUCUUGACAAAGCAAGACGAGGAUGCGGCUGAUGACGAGUACAACAUUUCUCGCGCAGCUUACCAAUGUCUUCAGCUUUACGCUCAAGCUGUCGCUGGUGCUGUUAUUCAACCAGUCUUGACGUUCGUUGAAGCCAACUUGCGGUCUGAGGACUGGCACCACCGAGAUGCCGCAGUCUCUGCCUUUGGAGCUAUCAUGGAGGGUCCCGAUGACAAGACCAUCGAACCUAUUGUCAAGCAAGCUCUUCCAGUCAUCAUCAACAUGAUGGACGACGACGUGAUCCACGUCAAAGAUUCUACAGCUUACGCUCUUGGCCGUAUCACUGAGGCUUGCUCGGAAGCCAUCGACCCAACGCUCCACCUUCCCAAGCUCAUUGCUUCCCUUUUCGAGGGUCUAGUCAGCAGCCCCAAGAUGGCGGGCUCUUGCUGUUGGGCUUUGAUGAACCUUGCUGAGCGCUUCUCAGGCGACAUUGGUUGCCAAGAAAAUGCUCUGACCCCACAUUUCAAUGAGAGCAUAGCUCGCCUUCUCCAAGUCACCGAGCGAACUGAUGCGGAUAACCAACUGCGAACUGCUGCGUAUGAAGUUCUGAAUACAUUUGUUCAAAACGCCGCCAAUGACAGCUUGCCCUCCGUUGCUUCUCUAUCAGACGUCAUUAUCAAGCGUCUUGAAGAGACCAUCCCCCUUCAGUCUCAAGUUGUCAGUGUGGAGGACAAGAUCACCCUCGAGGAGAUGCAAACUAGUCUGUGUAGCGUUCUGCUGGCAAUCAUUCAGCGCCUGGAGAAAGAAAUUACACCUCAAGCUAACCGCAUCAUGACUGUCCUAUUGCAGAUCCUUAACACCGCAGGUCCCAAAUCUAGUGUUCCAGAUGCAGUUUUCGCUACUGUCAGCAGCUUGGCUAGCGCCCUUGAGGAAGCUUUCUCCCAGUACAUGGAGGCAUUCUCGCCGUUCCUCUAUAAUGCUCUUGGCAACCAGGAGGAGCCAGCUUUGUGCUCAAUGGCCAUCGGUCUUGUCAGUGACAUUACACGGUCAAUGGGACCUCUUUGCCAACCAUAUUGCGAUACAUUUAUGAACUAUUUACUUAACAAUCUUAGGAGUACGGCGCUAGCCAAUCAAUUCAAGCCCGCGAUCCUCCAAUGCUUUGGGGAUAUUGCUGGAGCUAUUGGUGGUCACUUUGAGACCUAUCUUUCGGUUGUUGCCCAAGUCCUCCAGCAGGCUGCUGGUGUUCAAGCCGCUGCAGAUGGAUCGUAUGAGAUGUACGACUACGUAAUCUCACUGCGUGAGGGUAUCAUGGAUGCCUGGGGUGGAAUCAUUGGUGCUAUGAAGGCCGGCGACAAGACUGCUCUGCUACAUCCAUACGUAGAGUCCAUCUUCCAUCUUCUCAACAUUGUCUGGCUUGACCAGAACAAGAGUGACGCUCUCAUGCGAGCCUCAAUGGGUGUCAUUGGUGAUCUGGCCGAAGCCUUCCCUACAGGCGAAUUCGCAUCCUACUACCGCGCCGAAUGGUUGACCGCUAUGAUCAAGGACACGAGAUCAAAUCGUGAUUUCCAGCCUCGAACAAUUGACACAGCUCGAUGGGCUCGUGAGCAAGUCAAGCGUCAAAUUGGUGGUUCGACCGGUAUUCAACAAACAUGA